Molecule: messenger RNA, 1449 nt
Organism: Bipolaris victoriae FI3
Lineage: Eukaryota; Fungi; Ascomycota; Dothideomycetes; Pleosporales; Pleosporaceae
Exons: 1
Coding region: 1-1449 (482 amino acids)
Molecular function (GO): catalytic activity
Source: RefSeq, a predicted model, not a curated record
AUGGAUCGUUCAGCAUUCUCCGUCCAUGACUCGGUUGCGUACAUUUGGCAACAGCUUGGUCUACCCGAGAAUGCUUUAGAAUCACUUGAACUGCCGGUUGAUGCCGAAUGUCUUCCGUCUUCUUUCAAAGUAGAUAUCCUCGCACAGUCAACCAUCGCCGUAUCUGCACUCGCAGCAGCUCUCUACUGGUCCGCCCGACAUGCAAACAAGAUACCACACGUGACUGUCCCAGCUGAGCAUGCAUGUGUUGAGUUCAAGUCCGAAAGACUGUACACACUUGAUGGAAAAAAUGCAUCUCCGCCGUGGGGCACGAUUGGUGGAUUACACAAAGCUUCCGACGGAUAUGUAAGAAUACAUGACUCAUUUCCAAAUACACGGCGGAACGCAUUGCAGAUCCUAGGACUAAGUCUUGAUUCUUCCAAAGAUGAUGUUGGAAAAGAGGUCACGAAAUGGAAGGCUGUCCAAUUAGAAGAUGAAGCUUUCCGGCGAGGAGCUGUCAUCGCUGCACUGCGAUCCUUUGAAGAAUGGGAUGCACUACCACAAGCCCAAGCUAUUGCGGACUUUCCGAUCCUGAUGAUGAAGGCCUCUCAUAUCACGCCUUAUAUGCCACCAGUCCCAUCCGUAUUUGAAGACAACAAAUGUCUACGAGGCAUUCGUGUGGUUGAGAUGAGCCGAGUCAUAGCUGCGCCUGUUGCAGGCAAGACACUAGCCGCACACGGGGCGGACGUAAUCUGGAUCACAUCGCCGUCUUUACCUGCUCUUCCAGGUCUCGAUAUUGAUCUAUCGCGUGGAAAACGUACAGUACAGCUCGACAUAGAGAAGAGCGAAGACAAAGCAAAGCUCUUGGAUCUGCUUUCCACAGCUGAUAUUUUCAUCCAGAGCUAUCGUCCUGGGAGUUUUGCCUCAAAGGGACUCUCUGCAAAGGAACUUCACAAAACAAAUCCCAACCUGAUUGUAGCCAGCCUAGAUGCUUAUGGUCCUCAUGGCCUCUGGAGCCAGAAUCGCGGUUUUGAUUCGUUGGUCCAAACUUGCUCUGGUAUCAACGUUGCAGAAGCACAAAGGUAUGGUGAUGGUGAGCCCGCACAUGUGCUACCCUGUCAAGCUUUGGACCACGGCGCGGGAUACCUCCUGGCCUCUGGUGUUAUGACAGCACUAUAUAAGCGUGCUACUGAAGGAGAUAUAUAUGAAGUGAAGGUAUCAUUGGCCGGUGUCAUGAAGUAUCUACGGUCUUUGGGGCGGUAUGAAGGCAAGAGCGGAUUUGAUCGCAAAGACUUUAAAAACUCGCAAGAUGUCGAAGGAUAUUCGGAAUCUAGAGAGACAGCCUUUGGUAUACUGAGAGCCGUCAGACACUCUGCGAAAAUUGAGAACGUCGAAGUUGGUUGGGAGACUAUGCCUAAACCUCUAGGCAGUGACACUCCUGUCUGGAUCGACCAUACUCACAGAUACUGA